Melanotaenia boesemani (Boeseman's rainbowfish) is the source of this 3321-nucleotide messenger RNA. RefSeq names its product protein-glutamine gamma-glutamyltransferase 2-like. The record is from RefSeq and is a predicted model, not a curated record. Gene Ontology annotation, biological process: peptide cross-linking. Gene Ontology annotation, molecular function: protein-glutamine gamma-glutamyltransferase activity. Bases 1035 to 3107 code for a protein of 690 amino acids. The transcript has 18 exons. NCBI's taxonomy places the organism in Eukaryota, Metazoa, Chordata, Actinopteri, Atheriniformes, Melanotaeniidae.
UGUUUGCACUGGAAGGUUUGUCAAUCCAAGGGUCUGUAAGUCUAGAACAGGAAGCAGAGUGUUUAGCUUUCAGCUCUGCUCUCAGCAGCUAGCAACCUGGGUAUGAUAUGAUGAUAUCCUCUAGCUGUUUAAGACAAGACAUUCAUGCAGCUGGUAUCAAUAUUAAUUGAUACUAGUGUGAUAACGCUGUUUUUUUUAAUGCAAUACUUGAAAACUUCAGAAUCUUGAUAUCUAAGGAGGAUAAAAUGGUUUUUGGUGGAUUAUAUUUCUGUGACAAGGAGCCUACCUGACCAGCAGCCUACCUGCCAUCUCUCAGCAAGGUCAAGCAAAAUUCAGGUUUGUAUGGUGAAUGGACUCCUCGGAGACAAAGAAUGGUUAACAGAGGAAUAGUCUUAAGGCUGGGAGACAGAUGGAAGCACAGAGCUGGGAAUGUAAAGUCCACGUGUGAAGCAGCGAGGUCCAACAGGGAAUGAGUGUGGCACUGGAGUCGAUCCGGACUGGAAUUACAAUAGAGCUCUUCCAGCCAACAGGGACAUGAUUCGCAUCCAGAAACAAUUGAAAAAUAUAAUAUAGGACAGGGCUCAGUUGGUCAGCGCAAUAUCUCAAAGUGCGCCCGCAGAUCUGGUCUGGACCAGGAGCCUUCCUAACGUUCACCCAUCUCAUCAGAUUCCUGAGAUAAGACCGGAGCCUCCCUCUGGGGAUGGUCACUGCUACUCGUUACUGGAUGUGACUCAUCGGGUGCGACGUCUUCGACCCUCCAUGGCUGUAUGAUCUUUGCAUGAACUCAGACCUCCAGAUGAAGCAAACAAGCCUCCAGUGUCUAAGAGGGGGCUGAGAAAUGCUCACUCAGAGCACACACCCACCGAGGAGCACAGCUUUUUGGGAAGUGAUGUCAGAGGUCGCGGAGGUGAGGCGGAGUGUUUGAGGUGAGUGUGUGUCAUAGAGGAGGGAGGGCCACUUCUCUGUAUAAAAACAGGACAACGUGAGGAAACUUUCAGCAACAUUUUAACAGUAGAAGAAGAAGUAGAUCUGCGAUGGCCAACCACAACCGUUUGAUCCUGGACGUGGAUCUGAGAAGUCGUGAAAACAACUCGGCUCACCGCACUAAGGACAUCGAUCGAGAGCGUCUGAUCGUUCGCAGGGGUCAGCCUUUCUCCAUAACACUGCAAUGCUCCGAGUGCCUGCCCCCGGAACACCACCUGGACCUGGUCCUGCACCUCGGUAAAAGAGAGGAAGUGGUGAUUCAGGUCCAGAGGGAGCGUGGGGCCGGCGACAGGUGGUGGUUUAACCAGCAGGGGGCGCAGGAUGAAAUGCUGCUGACUCUACACAGUCCAGCUGACGCCAUCGUCGGUCACUACCGUCUGGCUGUGCUGCUGAUGUCACCUGAUGGACGUGUCGUCCAGGAAACGGAUGUAAUGAGCUUCCACCUGCUCUUCAACCCGUGGUGUAAAGGUGAUGUGGUGUACCUGCCAGAUGAGAGUCUGCUCCAGGAGUACGUCAUGAAUGAAGAUGGACUCAUCUACAUGGGAAGCUGGGAUUCUAUCGGCAGCAUUCCCUGGAAUUAUGGACAGUUUGAGGACGAUGUGAUGGACAUCUGCUUCGCGGUCCUGGACAACUCCAAAGAUGCUCUGAGGAACUCAAAGAUGGACAUGGAGCACAGAUGGGACCCCGUAUACGUCAGCAGGAUCAUCACUGCCAUGGUGAACUCUAACGGUGACAGAGGGGUGUUAAGUGGACGCUGGAGGCCGCCAUACUCUGACGGAGUUGCACCCAACCGAUGGACCGGCAGCGUGCCCAUCCUCCAGGACUGGAGCAAGGCUGGAAACAGAGCCGUCAAGUACGGCCAGUGCUGGGUGUUUGCUGGUGUGGCCUGCACAGUGCUGCGCUGUCUGGGAAUCCCAACUCGCCUCAUCACCAACUUCUCUUCAGCCCACGACGUGGAUGGAAACCUCUCCGUAGACCACCUGGAGAACUUUGACAGCAGCGAAAGGCAGGACAGCAGCUGGAACUUCCACUGCUGGGUGGAGUCCUGGAUGAGGAGGCUGGAUCUCUCUGAAGGAAAUGAUGGAUGGCAGGUUUUGGACCCAACCCCUCAAGAACUGAGUGAUGGUGAGUUCUGCUGCGGUCCGUGUCCGGUGACGGCCAUCAAGGAGGGAAACCUGGGAGUGAAGUACGACGCGCCGUUUAUAUUUGCUGAGGUUAACGCUGACGUCAUCUACUGGAGGGUUCUACCAGACGGCCGCCGGCAGAAGAUCACAGUGGACCAGAGGAGUGUGGGGAGGAACAUCAGCACCAAAAGUGUUUACGACGACUCCAGAGAAGACGUCACUCUGCUUUACAAAUAUCCUGAAGGCUCUAAGAAGGAGAGGGAAGUGUAUGAGAAGGCAGGACGCCGGGUCACCGAACCAACCAAUGACAGAGCAGAACUGGCGCGACUGACGCUGUCAAUCAAACAUGCUAAACCCGUGUUUGGGACAGACUUCGAUGUGAUUACUGAGGUGAGGAAUGGAGGAGAUGAAGAUGCUCGUGUUCAGCUGACUGUCAUGGCCGUGGCUGUAACCUACAACUCUCUCCACCGCGGGGAGUGUCAGAAGCAGAGCAUGAACGUGACGGUUCCAGCUGGCCAAGCCCACAAAGAAGUUCUGCGUCUGCGCUACGAGGACUACGCCAGGUGUGUCUCUGAGCACCAUGUGAUCAGGGUGAAAAGUCUGGUGGAAGCUCAGGGGGAAAACAAACCCAUCAUGACCAUGGCUGACAUCCUACUGAGCAUGCCUGAAGUCAUAAUCCAGGUUCCUGGGAAGGCUGUGGUUUGGCAACAAGUGAUGGCCUUCAUCUCCUUUAUCAAUCCUCUGCCGGUCCCUCUGAAGGGGGGUGUGUUCACUGUGGAGGGGGCUGGCCUGCUGUCUGCCACUCACAUCCAUGUAGAUGGUGAUAUUUUACCGGGCCAGACCGUCUCUGUGAGCUUAUCUUUCUCACCCACGAGGCCGGGGGUGAGAAAGCUCCUGGUGGACUUCGACUCUGACCGGCUGAAGAAUGUGAAGGGGGUCACCAAUGUGGUUGUCCACAAGAAAUCCAGAAGCAUCCCUGUGAUUACCGGAAUUUAUUAAAACCUGCGAGGCUUCCUGUUGCUCCAGGGUGAUUUUAUUUCAGUUUAUCUUUUUAUUUAUUCUGGUCUGAUCUGCUGGUCUGUGACUGAUGACCAGAAAUAUGCUGAGAUAAAAAAAAGAAUAUGAAUGUGGAGCAGUGCUCUGGAUCCAUGUUGGCCAGAUGUUCAUCACUGAAUCUUUCUGCACUCUUUUACUGUGUUUUAAUCCUAAAAGU